GGCAGGAGAUCGAAAAAGACACAAGGGGGCAAGACCUGGGACAGCUGGAACGCUCUUGGGCGAGAAAAGGGGUCGAGGAAACUCAAACUGGGCUCUAAUCCUCACCUGGGAAGUGUCUGCCAUCUCAGGACUUCACCACAGGGCUGAGGAAGGGCUCAAGCAGGUAUGGGGGAAUCUCUUCUCUGGACUCAAAGAAUUGUUGGCUAGAAGGGAGAGGCUGCUGUGAGGAAAUGUCAGAGGAAAAAUGUUGGUAAUCUGGACAAUGUCUUCUAGUGGCUUGCAUAAUAUGUAUAUUAUUGAGGAUCAAGACUACACACAGAAAGAUCCUUUUUAGAGUUGAAACUUGGGACAUUCCCCUCCCUCCUUUUAAAAUGCAAAUUUGGGGCUUUAAUAAGCAGGAGAUGUUCCAGCAGCUGUUGAUGUGGGAAAGCAGCAGAGAGCAUGUACAUGAUGGCAAAUCCAUCCCUACUGCAUGAAAGGGCGUUAUAUCUGUUUUAUAGUGCCAUGUGAUGUUUCUCUGAUACAACUGGGGCACCAUGAGUGCGAAACCUUGUUCCCCAAGGACACAAAGUGGGUAGCAGAUAACCCAUGCUAGGGAGCAUGCUAGAUGAGGCAUCAUUACUGCAAGGUCACUUAGACAGGAGGGCAGAAAAGGGGAAAGGGAGACUUGGUGGCUGUUCAGUGUAUCCAUAUAGGAAACACUCUUUGCAACGGCUAGGCAGCCCAGCUUAAUGUCCAUAGGGCAAAUAUUAGCACUUAGCCCCAGAACAUGAGUUGAUGGGUGUUUGCUCAGUCCAUAAAGGAAAAUGGCUUGUGGCUCAGGAAAUCAUAAGACUAUGAUCAGGACUAACCAUUUGCUCUAGGAGACCUUGUCCUGCACAAAAUUGCAAUGGAAGAAUGCUGAAUGCCCCCACAGAGCAAAAGCAGGGAAAUGUGCUCUCAGUCCAAGCUGGCAAUCUCGUCAGGCCAUGCAAUACAUAGCCCUUGCCUCUGUAACAUUAGCUCUGUCGGCUAAGUGAUAAUUAGCUUUCCAGUUUCUAAUGCGCUCUGCAGAUGUCACGGUGUCUCUCUCUUUGGACUGUCCUGUGGCAGUAAGUAACACAGGAUGGUUAAAAGGCUUCCUAUUGUGAGGUAAGCCAUUUAAAUUUGCCAAACAAUUCCGGUUCUUGAAUUACGGGGCAUAAUGUGACUUGCUCCAGCCUGCAGCCAGAGGCUUGGCCUGAAAACAGGACAAGAAAGAGGGAUGUUAUAUAUGCCAAAGCUUGGAACUAGCAAGGGGGAAGUAAAUUCUCUCACCCAGCCAACAUUGUCUACGCAUUUCUCAAAUAAGGGACGAUGUGACCACAAAGUUCAGUUUCCUACUGUUAAGUUGUGGGCAAACAUAGCAGACGACACAGCAAUUCUUCAAACAGCUCUUCUUUAUUCAGAUGUCAGAACAGAACUAAGCUGAGGAGCUCAGUCAGCCUGCUUAUAUAGAGCUCCAGAACAAUGUAACUGUUGCCAUUUUCUAAAACUAUCCAAUCACUGAACGUCACUUUUCAAUCCUUCAUUUGCAUACAAAACUAUCCAAUCACUGAACGUCACUUUUUGAUCCUUCAUUUGCAUAACUAUCUACAGUAUCCCGCUGCUGGCCCAGGGUGAGAACAUCAGUACAUAACACCUACAAUCAUCGUUUAUGGAUUCCACAUCACGUUUUUAGAUGCAGGCCAUGUUCAAGAUUGAAGAACUGGCCAGUGUGUCUAUGUGAUAGCUGGAUGGCAGGUGUAAUGGUUCUAGGGGUUGCUCGUGCGUAAAUCGGCGCCACACCUGGCUGGGUUGUCUGAGUGAACCCUUUCUGUCUGGACAGCCACUCGCCCCUGGCUGUCUCAAUCGCUGGCAGAAUCCGUCAGUGAGCGUUUCUUGAACUUCUUCCAGCAAAGAAGUUCUUUGACGCCUAGUCUCCGCCUACUCUCCCUGCGUGGAAGCCUUCUGCUCAGGGAGGGUGUGGGCAGCGGAGGACCCGUGCUCUCCUCGCUGGUCCCCAGCGAGGAGUCAUGGAGCCACCUCGCCGAUUCCCCCAUCUGCCCCCCUUCUCCACUGGUGCUACGCUGAUUUCCUUCCCCAGAAGAUGUGCUGCUUCUCUCCCUCCCGGGACGCUCUCCGGAAUCCCUCUGGAGCCCUCCCUCUCCCCCUGGCUCCGAUGGCAGUUCCCUGACAGCAGGUCAAUGCAAAAUUAGUCUGAACGCCUUGCUGGCAUUGUAGGCUGCAAUCCUAUGGUUGCUUACCAGGGAGCUGGCCCUGUAGCAUUCAGUAGGACUUUGUUAUGUGAACAGACAUGUUCAGGAUUGCAAUUGUUGCUUGAUUAAUUAAGCAACUCUUCUAUUUGGGUUGACUCCAAGGCUCAUGAAAGGUAAAGAGUAGGAGGAGAUAAAUGGAGAAGGACAGUGGAAAAGGCAGGAAUGUGUGUGUCUUUUCUUACAUUUAUAUCCUGCCAGCUUCCCAAAGUCCAGGUUGCUUAUAUCAGACUAGUCGCCUCAUACCUGGUGCUGCUUGAUAAUUCUAAGAAACCGAAAAAAUCUAUGCGGUUUUGAAAGGCUAAUUCCACCAUCUUGAUCAAAAUGGCAUCCAAUUAUGUCCAUAUGUAGACAAAAAACCUGCCCCUUGAUCUCAGCCUCCAUCAGGUGAAGUAUGGUUAUAAUACAGUGGUACCACGGGUUAAGAACUUAAUUCGUUCUGGAGGUCCAUUCUUAACCUGAAUCUGUUCUUAACCUGAAGCACCGCUUUAGCUAAUGGGGCCUCCCGCUGCCACCACGCCGCCAGAGCACAAUUUCUGUUCUUAUCCUGAAGCAAAGUUCUUAACCUGAGGUACUAUUUCUGGGUUAGCAGAGUCUGUAACCUGAAACGUCUGUAACCCGAGGUACUACUGUAUUGUAAGAGGUGACCAGGUGCAUAGAAAAUAGACAGAUGGAGAAAUUUAAAAAAAUACAUAGUAGAUGUGUGAGGCAUGUUAACAUUUCAGACCUGCUAAAUGGAUUGAAGGAUAAGAGAGCUAAUGGUGAAAGGAUUUCAGGAAGCAGUAAUAAGGAAGUGAGAACGUGAUUCUGCAACCGGCAAUGAUGGCAAUUGCAUUUCCAUCCUGGAUUCUGACUCAUUGCCUGGUGAAUACACAUGGCACAAACUCAGUAUCCAAGAGGCCAGGUUUGGAGAUAAUCUACAAGCAAUUUUUUCAGCCAUGCUGCAAUGACAGGAAUGCCACCCCCCACCCUCCAGAGCAUAUCCGUUUAUGCCAGUGGCAUGCUUGCAAAAUGAUGCCAGCUGAAUUGGGUGUAUAAUGAAUGAUGCCUUAAACAACACAGUCCUAACCUUGCCAAAAGUAAGUUGUAUUGAAUUCUAUGGGGCUUAUGCCCAGCUAAAUGGGCUUAGGAUUGCCACCCCAUUGCCCAUAAAACCAAGGUUGCUCAUGGUGUUGGAGACCUGAUGGUUGUGUACAUGCGCGGCUUAACCCCUAGCAAUAUUAGGCCCUUUGAAAUCUCAGGGCUAAGUACUUUUGUCCACCUCCAACUCCCAUGAGAUCAUCAUGUCAGAAAUCCAUGCCUGCCUGCUUCCAUCCUUCACGGACCAAGGAUCAGGGUUACAUCUCCCAAUCCUCCCAGGUCAGUAACUUAAAAUAGUUGCUGCUGAUAUAGGGAAGUCUCUCUAGCAGCACGGAGGAGGAACACACAGCCCUACAUGAACUAUGUAGUUCAGAGAAGCUGAACUUUGCUCACUGUAAUGUGCUCCAUUCAAACAGCUUGAGCUCAAGCUUUUUCUUUUUUUAAAAAAAAUAUAUAUCCCCAAGGUCAUUUGUUUACAACCCAAGGGCAUUAACAGCAAGGCUCCUUUUAUUGUCUAAGUGAGAAUAAUUCUGCAUAACGAUAAAGACCAAAUGAAUAUAUCCAUUAAUUGCAGUUUGGUUCUGGAACCGAGAGGUUUCAGAAGAGGACCUUGUAUACCGAGCUUAUUUUAUCAGUUGCAUUGUUACAAAUGUACCCCAACCUGUCCCCAAACUGUUAGAGAGACAAGAUCUGUUUGGAGAGUUAGGUAGGUCUGAUGCAGUCGGGGGGGAAAUAAAAAUACAUAAAAAAUUGUCCAGUAGCACCUUAUAGACCAACUAAGUUUGUUCUGAUAUAAACAAACUUAGUUGGUCUAUAAGGUGCUACUGGACAUUUUUUAAAAAAUAUAUAUAUUUUAUUAAGAUCUGUUUGGGUCACAAAAGAGAUAGCAAAAGGCAGAUUCCUAUGCUCCUCAGGUCAUUGUUUCAUCUAGCUCAGUAUGUCUACACUGAUUGGCCCCGGCUCCCCAGGAUUUCAGACAGGGGACAUUGCCAGCCCUACCUGGAAAUGCCAGGGAUUGAACCUGGGACCUUCUGCAUGCAAAGCAGAUGCUCUAAGACUGAGCCACAGCCCUUCUUCAAUAGAUACCAGAGAAAGGAAGGGGGACAAGUCCCCUGCAGACAACUAGGUCCCCACCUCCAAGAGCAAAGUUCAGUUGUUUCUAGGGCUUUGAAUGCUUCAUAACUGGAUUAAAAUUCAAAGUAUGGAGAGAGCAAGCCGAAUGGAUGGGCUGUUUCUAAAAAUGGGUGAAAUAUAAUAGAAUCAUAAAAUCGUAGAAUUGGAAGGGACCCCCCAAGGGUCAUCAAGUCUAACCCCCUCCAAUGCAGGAAUCACAGCUAAAACAUCCAUGACAGAUGGCAAUCCAAACUCUGUUUUAAAACUUCCACCACGUUCCAAGGCAGCCCAUUCCCCGGUCACAACAGCUUUGAAUGGCAGAAAGGUCUUAAAACGUUUCAUCCUCCAAAUGACUCGCUGCUCAUUUCUGUAACCUAGAAAGCCAGUUUUAGUCUCAUCCACUUGCACAUUUGUUAUUAUCGCACAAAUGUAUUUAGCCUCAUGCCCAGGACAGUGGCAACAUUUCUAGCAUUUUCACAUUCAGAGGAAAGAGCAAAUUUACAAAGACAAACAUCCCAAGUAGGGCCAGUUGUUAGGCAAUACUAUGUAGAAACAACAACACACACGAGAGAUGUGUGUGAAGAGCUUCGUUAACGUGUGACCCCGAAAUUUCAGACCCCCCUCCAAAUGUUAAUGAAACUUGUGUGGAGGCUGAUAAUCUCUUGCUUUCCUUUGCAGUCGAGAAAAUGUUCCCCCUCCUUCAUUCAGAUCACAGCAGAGAGCCGAGGACACGGGUCCAGACCAUUAUGGGGGAGCUCACUGAUGGAGAAGGUAAGCCGUCCUCCACUGCCAUCAUCUUCAGAGGUAGCUGACCUUCACAGGAUUCGUGCAUUAGCUUGUUUUCGCUGGGCUUUUCGUUUACAGUCUCUAGCUCACAAAGGCAAAGGCUGCAGUCCCAAGCAGACUGCCCCUGCCAGUGGGGCUUUAAGGAGAGGCGGAUCCACCACUGCGUUCAUAGCCAGCAGCUCAUGGUGGCUGUAGCAGCGGGAACAGGACAGUAGGGCUGGAUCCCUCCAUCAGCUCCAGGCUGGCUCCGUGAUGUUUCCAGCUUAGGCCCAAUGUCACACAAAGGGCAAUGAGAUUGGCUAAGGCUCCAGCAGACCCCAGGCCGGUUCAUACCUCUCACCCACCCAAAGAAGAAACAGUUUAAGUGCUUUUUUGUCAGUAGGGAUACCACCAAGAGGCUUCCUUCCUGUCAGCAUGUCCAGUUGCCAGGAGGGGGAUUUUAGUGCUUGUGUCCUUCCACUGGCAGUGGGAGGCUAGUUCAGCUGGAGAUGCCUCCAAUCAGUUCAACUCCUCCUCCCCUACAGCCUCGCCUAAGUGGGACUUAGAUGGCUCUUCUCAUCGCUCAGUAAACAACCUUUCUGAGGUGAAGGACAAAAUGGUGCCCCCAUUCCAUAGACUGAAGCUGACCACUUCAAUACUGGCGAUGGGACAGUGCUCUCUAUCACGCCUGAGGGAAGCAAGCUAUUGGGGGCAGGUGAGGGGAGUGGGCAGGGCAGGAUUUGCCCUCCAACACCUCCUUCCCCCUCUCCCCUCCAGCAUGAGCUGCCUCACUUCCCCGCCUCACAUUAGGGCACCUUUAAUUAAUUUACAGCCAGCGUUUUGUAAAUUAAAGCCUUUCAUUUCUGCUGCCACCAUGUGACAUACGCCUGUUUUUCUCAGCUCUGGUGGAGCUCGAUUUAGGAAAGAAGGUGAGCAUCCCUCAGGAUCUGAUGAUGGAGGAGCUCUCUCUGCCAAUCAACAAGGGCUCCAGGCUGUACCAGAAGAGGCAGAGGAGAGUGCAGAACUUUGUGCUGGAGCAUCCUUCGGGCUACAGAAUUGUGAGUUGUGUUUCCGUCCUGAGGGAAGAGGCAGGAAGCUCUGUGAGAACAACCUGUCAGUCCACAGCAACAGGUGCAGCAAGGGAGGCAGCAGUGCUGACCAAAUGGACUCUUGUUUCUCAACCAUGGAUCCCUGACUGCCUAAGAAUGAGAAAGCAAAUCCUUCCCAGUUAGGUUGCUGAGAUGGGUAGGGGGAAUGGCAGGCCUCUUAAAUCCUGUUGCUUAGCAUCAAGUGUAGUGGGUAAGCUAUGUUCCAUCUUCAUCCACGGCCUCCAUGCCAUUCUCCCCUCUAUUUUCCACCUGUUUAUUUUUGUUCAUUGAAAUAUCUGCACACUACUUUUCUGCCCCACUAGCAUUUCCCAAUAUAGUCCAUGGAACAUCAAUUAAAAGCAAGGUCAGGGAGCUGGAUCCAGCCAUCAGCUGUGAGAAGCAUUUUCAUUUGCCCACACAGUUUGAAAUCAAACGGCAUUGGCAGAGGAACAGGGCUUUGCAAGCACCCGUACACAGGAAAAGCACUUCACGUGAUGUCGUGGUGAUAUCAGGUGGGCCUGUGCCUCUGCAAGCACUGCCAGCCAGCUGAUGGUUUGCUCUGGCCCAGGCACAGUUUUGCAGGCACCACUCAUCAGCUGAUUGUCAGUGCUUGCAAGGGGCUUUUAGGAGCUGCCAAUCGGAGACUUCAUCUGCCUCACCCUGAGAUUAUAUUUGACAUUGGGUCUAGCUUGGGGAAAACAGUCUCAUGGGCCAAACUGGAACCCCUGCCAGGCUUAAUGAGGCCCAUGGACCAGAGGUUGUCUACUGCUGAUUAAAAGCAACAGCCAAUAAUAGUGUAAAAACAAGCAAGGACUAAGCAUUGGCAGCCAGACCAUAAAGCCAUAAAAGGAGGGGAGAGAAACCAAACCAAAGAUAAGAGGAAACAAAACAUGUGCCAAAAAUGUCAGUAAGAUGGGGGCAAACUGGGUUGUGGCAACACAACAUGAAGCAAAGUCUCAGUGGAUGUGCGGUGUGGGAGAAGGCAAUCUUCCAAAAAGCCUUAUCCUAAACCGUUUAGGGGGAAAGGCUUUAACAACUAAACACCUAGGAGCUAUUAGAGGGUGCCUUGAGAACAGAUGCCAAGGCAUGUCUGCUCCUACUGAUGACAGACAGAACAAGAUGUCAAGCCGCUUCUGCUCUCAGAUCAUCCUCUGUCCUUUGAGCUUCACAAGGCAUGCAAGAUUUGGCAUGGUGGUCAUGCACUCAGUGCAUGGACAAGAUCAUCUUGCAGGCAGGCAGGCACCUCUGACCCUCUCCUUGGCCAGCAAUACCACUCCUGGUCUAAACAAUUACUGACUUAUCUCUGUUCAGAUGCUUUUCGAUGGGCUAAUAAAAUGAAUUAGUGGGCUGUAUCAGCUGCAUGCUGCUCACAGCAGUUCCAUUGGAAUUAAUGAACCUAAGAUAGAUGUCUAUUGACGUCAGUGGGUUUACUCUGAGUAGGACCAGCAUUGGAUGCAACCCAGUUGUAAGCUUAUUGCACCAGCUGUUGUGCUGUGACAUGAAUCUUCCAGAAAAAGGGUGCCUGACUUAUUUGGGCCAGAGGGCCACAGUCACCCUUGGUCAAUCCUCCAAGGAUCACAUGUCCUGGCGUGUCGUUCUCUCACAGGCACAUACGCACGCACACAGCACAUACAUAUAAUAGAGGCAGGCAGGUACACAGUUCCCUCCUCACUUUCUCAGUUGUGGAUCAACUGAGGAGAGGGGCUUUAUCGCUCCCUGCCUGCUCACCAAAUGAUGGAUCUGAUGUCCAGGGAAGGGACAAUUUACACCCCUGCUGUGCCCACAACAGCAUUGUGUAUUUCUCUCUCUCCCUUUCACCCCCCUCAUUUUGCUGCUGCUGCCACUGCCCAAACUGAGUGUUUAAGAGAUCAGGCCCCUGAACGGGGGCUUAUCUACCCCUGCUCGAGGAGUCGGUGCCAUGCUUUGCAGUCUCUUUUGCUCAGCAAAAGUCAGUAUCAGAGACUUAGAGCUGAAUGCAUUCACAUUGGAAAAAGCCCCCAUUUUCUAAUUAUACAGGCACCGUCAGUUGGGUGGUGAGCCUGUGAUCUUCUUCAUUUAUAUAGCUGCUACAUUAAGGCCAAAUAAAUACCUUUGACAGUAAAUGUCUUUGACGGCUUUUCUUUAACUCAUUCCUAAAGCAAUUUAACUGUUAACACCUCUGUCUGUAAGUAGCUGGAGCAAAUCUAGUCAUCCCAGCAUUUAACCGGAGUCUACACAUAUAUUCUCUAGUAGUCUUUUUAAGUUAAAUCACCUGGCUCGUGAUUAUUAAUUACUCUUUCAUAUAGUAUGCAUUUGACAAACCACUUCUCUCCUCCACCCCCACCCCCCAUCUUCUAAAAAUAGGUUCACAACUGAGGCCACCAUAUUUGCUAUGGGAAUGGGCAUACAAUGCAAGGGCAAAAUUAUGAACCACUGCAGAAUAAGCUGCAGGACUGCCAAUUCUAACAGGAGGCCAUAUUUAGCUUUAAUCUACUAGUGUCUGCAUUCUCUCAGCCUUAGGGCUUCUCCAUGGCCCUUGCCCAUGUCAUGUACUAAUAUUCUUUUCCUUGCUCUCUUUGCAAGAUCUCAAAUGCUUCUGGAGGAGGAGGAGGAAGCUCACACGCUGAUUACGAUGGAGUUGGCAUGUCAGAAGGACAGGUAGUCUGCAUGACUGCUGCAUGGGGUAGAUCUCACUAGCUUAGGCUAGAGUUUAGGGUCCAUCAUGAGACCUGGAGAAGCCAAAAAGUGACACACUGAGGCAGAUUCACCCUGAAGCUAUGUCAUUUGGACUUCUUUCCCAUAGUCACCCAUUUCCUCGACAGGGAGCAGACUCGCUGACUAUUCCAAGUUAAUAUUUCAGUGGAGGCAGUGUAACUGUCUUCAUGCAUGCACCCAAAUAUGUACCUGAUCUGCAUGUCCUGUCAUUUAUGUAGCAUGUGAUGGAAGCUUAGCUCUCAGUGCUUGCUGAUCAGGUUUCAACACCUUGCGCAGCUUGAAAAGUGAAAUUCGUUGGUACCUUUCUUCUGAGAGAGGGAACCUACACUACAGACCAACUGGUAUAAUUAUCAUUGCCUCUUCCCAAGGAAUUCUGAGAAUUGUAGUUCUGUGAGGGGUAGGAUAGGGCUUUCUAACAAGAAGCCUCAGCCCACCAAGAGUCUUUGAGGGAAGCUCUGUACUCUGAAACCAAUAUAAGGCUUUAGUGUGGAUAUGCUAGUUUCUAACAAUCCCAUUGUAGAAUACAUGGCACUUGAGUAGCAGGAGGUGGAAGCACUGGAAAGCAUUCAGGCAGUUUUGGACUGUGGUCCAUUCACAGAAGCAGCUGGGAGAUAUGUUCUGUUUGCUUCAAGCAAAAUUAUUUUCCUCAAUGGUGAAUUAAAAAAGCUCAUCCAACCAGGGGCCUGGCUGGCCUUCUUCCAUUCCCCUUUUAUCAUUCUGCUUCUGUCUGAAUUCCCAUGCCUACCUCAGUCUUGAAAGCAUGCUGAGGAGACCUUUCUGAUGACAGAAAACAUCUUGCAGCCUAUGCAUGUUUCCCUUUGUCUGCUAGUCUAUCCAUAAUGCCGACGGGAAGGAGAACUACCAGACUGGACUUCAUGAAGCAGCCUCAGGAAAGGCGACACCUCCCAAAGUGCCAAAGAAAACAAACAAAGUCUUGCGGAUGAGCAAAGCCCUGAAUCCCAAUGCCAUCGCUCCAGGUAUGAUCCAGGCACAGCACCACUGGGACCAGAACUCUUAUUCAGCACAAAAGCAAGAGUGCAAGUGGGCAGUUUAAUGACAACAACAACAACAACAAUUUACUAUUUAUACCCCGCCCAUCUGGCUGGGCUUCCCCAGCCACUCUGGGCGGCUUCCAACAAAAUAUUAAAAUACAAUAGUGCAUCAAACAUUAAAAGCUUCCCUAAACAGGGCUGCCUUCAGAUGUCUUCUAAAAGUCUGGUAGAGCACCUGCUUUGAGAUCCCAGGUUCAAUCCCAUAAUUUGGAAACUGGCUGGAAAAAAAUCUUUGUAUGAAACCCUGGAGAGACUGUGGGGCCAAUACUGAGCUAGGUGGACCAUGGCAGCUUCCUAAAUUUCAUUAAUGUCAAUAAAUGUCCAAAUAACGGUAACAGCAGUCGUUGGAAGGAUCCUAGUUGCUGUCAGGUUAAGCCCCACUCCAGUGCUAUCUCAAACAUUCCCUGGAGCCCGUGACACUGCUAUAGUUUUGUUUUGUUUUUAAUCUCCCUUAGCAUCAGCAGAUGCCAUUUGUACCUGACCACAGGUGGAGUCAAGAUUUAGUUCACAACUUCCAGGUUAGUUGUAGUUUCGGGAACUUCACUUCACCAGCAACGUUCCUUGAGACGUCUGAGGAGACAUCUCAAUACCCAUUCCCUCUAAGCAGACUGAUGCAGAGGACAGCUGAAUCAGAGACAAGCUGGUGUCCUUCAUUAAAUACAGAAAGGCAGGGGAAGGAAGAGGGAGCUUCUAAGGAUGGCAACUGGCCUUUGAUGCAGCGACCCUGCUUGUCAAAAUGAUUGGGGAGGGAGCCAGUGCUGCUUUCUUGUGUGUGUGUGAACUGCACAUCUACAAAAAGCAGGACAGGACAUGCCAAGGCAAGGAGAAGAAGCUGCCUUCUACUGAGUCACUACUAGCUCAGUACACCGAGUGGCAGCAGCUCUCCCUGGUUUCAGGCAGAGUUUUCUCCUAGCUCUACUUGGAGAUGCUGCGAUUGAUCAUGGGACAUUCUAGAUGCCACGCAGAUCCUCUACUAAGGACAGGAGGGCCAUAUUGUUGAAUGCCUCCGAAAUCUGGAAACAGCCUGCUCUUUCACAUCAUCUGUUCUAGUUUCUGCUAGGAACAAGACCUCUGAAAUCAGAUACUUCAGGUUUCUCUGCCAUCGUACUUAAGAUGUUUUCAUUGAAUAUGUCAUUCUGAACCACAGGCUAUUCUGGACCUCUAACUGGUGUACCACCAGAGAAGUUCAACAGGACAGCCAUCCCCAAAGGCUACCAGUCCCCUUGGCGGGAGUUCCUUAGCAGCGAGGACUACCAGAUAGACCAUGAGACCCGUUUGCCUGAACCUCCCAGAAAAGUGAAUAGUUUUGACAUCAGGAGCUUCAAUAGGUAAGGCCUCAUUCAAUUUCCGUGUGGAAUUUUGAGCUGGGACGUUCAGCAUAUACUUUAAUCAGCAUUCACAGCUGAUUAUGCAAUGGGGCUUCCCCUGCCCCACAACAAACAACCCCUGAAAUUAGUGUGUGUGUCAGAAGAACCUGUAGAACUGUACGCAGGGGGAAUAGAGGGGUGAUUGUUCUGUUUGUCAAGCCAAAAUGCUUGCCCUGGUAGAACAAUUCCCUUAGCACAAGAUUGAAUUCCUCCCAUUUAUUUGGGAAUAAGCACCGUUUUGUUGUGGGGGGAAAUGGGAUAAUAUAUUUUUAAAGUUUAAAAUAAUAAAACGAGCACCUGCAGCCAUGAACAUUCCUGCCUCCCGCUGACUAGAAUUAAAAACAAAAUAAAGAAAGGAUGCUGUGGUGACUGGAGGCAUGCCUGUUCCACCCAAGGGGCUGAUGCAGGAUCUGUUUGUUGCUGCCACUCUCUGGGUGGUCAUUUAGGAGUGCUGCAGGGCCACAGGCUUUGGCCUCAAAUUGCAUCCCUAGCUGCAGCACUGCUGGCGUCUCAAGAUGUUCUUCUGUUAGGCAGACCACCAUUCCAGCAUCAUGGCUCACUAGCAGUAGUUAAUGUAGGACUGUUAAAGUAACAGCAAUUGUGUAGAAGACAUGCUUGCAUGUGCCACUGCUUUGCCAUUCAUUACCUUGUGGAAAAUUCUCACAAGUUAAUACUUUCAGUUCAUCAUGGCUUAUGGUAUGAAAAUGUUGGAAGAUGGCCCCAGAAAAUCUAGCAUAUAAUCAUAAACCAACUUUUCAGAAAAGUGCAGGACACCCCCCCAUCCCCAUCAACUAGGGAUGGGGAGCCUGUGGCCCUCCAGAUGUUGCUGAACUUCACAUCCUGUCAGCCCCAGCCAGCAUGGCCAACGAUCAGGAAUGAUAGGAGUUGUAGUCCAGCAUCCUCUGGAGGGCAAGAUUCCCUCACCUUGCCCCAGGCCAGUGGUGUCCAAACUUUUUCAAAGAGGGCUAGAUUUGAUGAAAUGAAGGGCCAUGAGGGCCGACCAAAGUUGUUGACCUUUUUUUAGAAUUGAAGUUGUUGAGGUUUUUUUAGGAUUUUACCCCAGGAAAUAAACUGCCGCAGUGCCCGAAUUAGGCCCCUGAAAUGGACUUUGGACAUGCCUGCACUGGGCAGUGCUUGGUUUGAGGUAGGGCUUUGCUCUGGAGUCUGGUAUCACUUCUAGGACUUAGCUGGAGGACAUGUGGGUGGCGCUGUUAAUGUAUUUGCAUCCUUCCUCUUGCAAGUGUUUUUCCAGAAGUCCCAUUCUGCAGGGAUACAAAGUAAGUACAGUCAUACCUCGGGUUACAGACACUUCAGGUUAUGGACGCGCCAAAACCUGGAAGUACUGGAACAGUUUACUUCCAGAUUUGGUGCUUGCACAUGCACAGAAACGCUGGGUCGCAACCGCAGGUGCGCAGACGCAGCGCUGCAGGUUGCGAACACUGCGGGUUGCAAACGUGCCUCGCGCACGGAUCAAUUUCGCAACCCCAGCGUCCACUGUAUGAAAAAUGCUUUAGGACUUGGGGCUCACUGAUGAUUGGGCUUAUGAAUUUGUUCCCAACUGCUAGUAACAGAACCUUGAAAUUGUAAGUCUCCUACAUCAUUGUGUCACUGGAACUGGAGGAAAAGGAAUCAAGUGAGGAUUGUGUUUACAUCCCAUGCCACUCCCACAUGCUUUUAACCAAGAGUUCUGUUCUGUUUCCUUUCUGCAUUAAUCUGCAAAUUAAAAAACGACAACACUGAAAAGGUUAUUUUAAUUAGGUAUCUAAAUAUAUAUUUUUUCUCAAAGUCAUAUGUAAAUCUAUAUUUUGAUAUGCUUAAAUUGCCGAGAACUGUGUUCUGACAUUUGGAGAAGUGUGAAAUCUGUUGUGGAGCUCAAUUUCAAUCCAUACAUCAUUAUCUAAAAGGCUAUUUCAUGUAUGAAUUAAUUAAUACUUAAUGCCUCAACCACCCCUAACUCCUGGCACUGAAAGUGUAGCUUCCACGCAUACUUGAACAGUGGCACUUUUCCUUUUUAAACUGCACUAGCUGACUGCUGUCUUUCACUUACGGGGGUAUAUAUUAUAAGAAAAGAGUCAAGAGGGCAAUGCAGUUAGGUCAAGGGGAAAUACUCUGAUUUGAUAGCACAGUAUUAAUCCAUUCACCUUAAUAUGGUUGCCACACUGGCAACAGAAAUUAAAUGAAACCUAUCACAUUCAUGGCAGAAAAUUUUCCACAACUCAUAAGGCAAUAAUUUGCGAGUUAGACUUCCCAGUUUUUACAGUGCAGCCAACCUGAUUCUAUAAAGCAAUCCUAACUCCUAACCAAGGAUUUGUUGGACAGGAAUGGAUUGACGUAGGCUCUCCACCUGCAAGCCAGUCUUUAUUUUUCUUGUGCUAGCUCCAAGCUGGUACAACAGAGUAGUUGACACUGGGCUCCUCCUCAGCUGCAAGCCCAGGUUAUGACCCAGCGAAUCUUUGGCUGACCUACUUCACUCCUUCCCUGACCACAAUCUGUCCCAUUCAGACCCUUUCCCUGGCUACCAGCACCAGAAAUACUGCUGCUGCUACCUUGUCAACAGCUCCCCCGAUGACCUUGCCCCUGGCAUAAACCAGGAAACCUCUGCCACAUCCAAUUCCACCCACAGCUUUGCAAAUGAAAACAGUCACCAACUUUAAUCUUAGAGAUCCACACGAUGCAGUCAAGGUGCCACUCGUAUUUUUGCCUUCAUCAGCUGCUAAUUGGCAACUUUCAAAACUUCAUCAUCUGCAGUGUAUGUUGCUAAAGCAUAAUUCAUAGCCUCUUCACAUCUAAAUAAAAAAAUUCUUGCUGAAACCAAGACCAACUAGUCUUCGUCACUCCCAAUGAGGGCCUGCCCACUGUGGAGGCAAGGUGAGGCAACUGCUUUAGGUGGCAGGAUCCACAGGGGCAGCAGAUUCGGAUGAAGAUAUUUAUUCCUACUCUAGUUCCUGAUGUAGCUCUUCACUUACCCCUUCUACCCUGGCAGGGAGGGAGGCACCAUUCUGUGAUUUGCCUCAGGUGCCAAAAUGUCCUGGGCCAGCCCUGCUCCCAUUACUGUCUUGCAACGUCUUUUUUAAAAACAGAAUCUUCCUGUGUCUCAAUAUCUUUAACAUAUGUUGGACCAGGGAACUGUUCCAAAGACUUACUCUUUUAGUUUUGGUUACUGCUCAUGUUUCUGUUUAUUUCUGGCCCUGUAGCAGAAAUACAUUCAUAUAUGCUAAACAGACAUAGCUGCCUGGUUUCUUCCUCUCUCUGAUGUUUUAAAUGAACCCUUAGUAGCACUGUAUACCAAUUGAAUUCAGUGCUUACCACGCCUUCAUUUGAAUGUUUCAGUGAUUAUGACUUGCCACAAAACAAUUCAAGAAAACAAAUGUUUCAAGGCAAAUAACCUGACCGAAAGGCAAGGAAAUUUUUUUAAAGAAAAUUAUUAUUUAUUGUAUGUUUAAAACAAAACCCACCAUGGCCAUUAGGGAACCAAGAGGACACAGAAUCAGCAUUUGGUAUGCAGGCUUCUCUAUUGACAGGAGCAGUCUGCACUCAUUUUAAUUUCCCACAUUGCCCUGGAGGAAUGCUACAUCAGGAAGUAUUAUGGGAAAUAAAAAUGGCUGCCUAUUGAUAGGUAAAUGAAGUGAAGGCUGCAAUUGGGAUCAGGGUAGUGGGCAGUGCACCAUAGGGUACUAUGUCAAGGCUGUCUUCAAAGGCAGCCCAGGUGCCAAGAUGGAUCUUUGAAAAAAUAUAUAUUCUGGAAAAAAUAUUUUCUUCUGGUUAAGCUUCUCUUUAGCAUUCCAACUUAGAACCUUUUGACUUGAAAAUUACUUUCAUUUCAGUGCCAACAACACUGAUUUAUUUUCUCAGAUACACCCAGAUUUUCAGUUUUUACUGCCCUGUUGCAAGUGAAAAUAAAUAAACUGGCUCUGAGUUUUACACAACGUUUUUGUUUGCAUAAUACACUUGAAUAAAUGCUAGUCUUUAGCAUCUUAAAAUUCUAGAUAAAACACCCCCAGCACAUCUGCCUUCUAGGUGCUCCUUUCAAGAUAUAAUUCCAUGUAGCAUGCUUCUUGCUACACCAAGAACACACAUAGCUACUUUCAAGCACAAUUAGAUUUUCACCAUAGGACCAAAGUUCUGCAGAGUAACAAUACUAUUACUAUUUUGGAAACAGACACUGACCAGCUGUGCAAAGCAGCAGAGAACUGAAGCCAUCUGCAGUCCCCCCUCCCAAAAAAAUACACAUUGUAAAAUAAACACAUGCAUAUAUUUCACAAGUGUGAGGCAACUCAAAUAUUUAUAGGAAUUGUGUGUGCACUAGAAGAACAUCAAGGGAAAACUUGACUGAAACAUGCCAGCAGUGAACUCUGUAGGUGCAAGUAAAAACAUAAAACAUAAUUAAAAAUCAUUUUCUGAGGCCCUUCUUCGUGUGCUUCCUCCAGAAGGUGGCAACACGAGAACAGGCCUUCUCUGCAGUGGCUCCCCAUCUGUGGAAUAUUCUCCCCAGGGAAGUUCGCCUGGCGCCUUCACUAUACACCUUUAGAUGCCAGGCAAAAACGUUCCUUUUUAACCAAGGCCUUUGGUUGAUUUGAUUGAUAUCCUAUGCCCUUUUAAAAUGUGGUUUUUUGUGGGGGUUAUUGGAUUGUUGUCUUUAUUUUGAUUAUUUAUUUUGUAGUUUUAUAUCUUGAUUUUGUUCUGUGAACCGCCCUGAGACCUCCAGGUAUAGGGCAGUAUAUAAAUUCAAUUAACAACAACGACGAUGUAGCUGAAACUGCUUAGAGCAGACUAGUGCAGCAGAUAAUGGGAAACGUUUAUUUUCAACCCACUUUUAAUAAUAAACGAUCGCCAUGACUACUACAGAUUGUCAGGACCCACACUAUUCUUCUGAAUGUAAUUUGCUUUAACUUGUUUUUCAUUUCUGAAUUUUAAAUUGCUGUUAACCCACCCUGGGACCUGCUGGCUAAGGGUGGAGAAUAAAUUUAAUAAUACAUGACCACGGAGGACCAACACAUACCGUAAUCUCUUCCCCACUUAAGACUGAACGUGCGCUACACACUACAGCCUUCUCUUUUUGUACCCGCAGGACCCCAACCCCAUUUGGCGGACCAUUACUGAAUGAUGUGAUCCUUGGGUAUGAGAUGAAUGAAGCCCCAACAGACAUGAGCAGCUUGGAACUCAUGUUAAACAGGCCCAGCUUCAACAGAGCACCUCGGGGCUGGAUACAGGCGAUGCCAGAAUCUGAAGAUCUGUAACUUGCUAUAAUGCUGCUGCCUGACUUUUUCCAACGCCAAUGCACGCUAGCCUCCUAAUCAUGGGGAAAAGAAAGAAAGCACCCUUUUUGAUUUCUGUGGUUUUGCACACGAAGACGUAACAAUCAUCUGUUCCUUAGCAGGUCUUAAAAUUUGGUAAAUACAAUCUCAGACGAACAAUAACACAUGACUUAUUACACUGUGUCAUGAUUUAUUUAACAGAAAUAAAGCCAAAAUGGAAAAGCCAUAUGUGAAAUAAGGAAGUACACCUUGUGAUUCAGUAGCUCGUAGAAGCACCUUUAGCAGCAAUAACACGAAGCAAUUGUUUUCUGUAGGACUUUAUCUCUCUCACAUCACUGUGGAGGAAUUUUGGCCCAUUCUUCUUUACAACAUUGCUUCAGUUCAUUGAGGAUUGCUCUUUCCUCCUUGACAUUGUGUUAAAACACGCCUGAAUGCUCCAGACCAGCAAGCUGCUAAAAAUUCACCUUUUAUAGAGGUGGGCACACAUGCUGAUCAUCAAUUAAGCAAUGACAUUUGAUUAGCAGCCCCUGUCUGCUACUUAGCUUCUUAAUUCUUAUGGAAACAGUAAGGGUGGACUUAGCUUUUCACACAUAAUUUCUCCAUCUUGACUUCAUUUCUAUUAAAUAAAUCAUGGCACGAUAUGUCAUGUGUUGUUGUGCAUCUGAGGUUGCAUUUACCCAAUUUUAAGACCAGUUAAGGGACAAAUGAUUGCUAUUAUGUCCUGAUAUGUAAAACCCCUAAUUCAAAGGGGGUGCACUUUGUUUUUCCCAUGACUGUAUAUACCUGCUAAAAGGGAAUCUCUCUAGCAUAGAAUAGAUACCCUACUCACACUCAAGGCAAAGCUGAAAUAGUAGGUUAUGCUUGUUACUAUUACAUGCGUCCUUCACAAGCUCCCGCCUAGAGCUUUUACUGUACAAUUUAACUGUACAAGCACGGCCAGCAACCCACUUCAUAUUGGGAUUUCUUAUGUUUUUGAAAGGAUCCUACAGUGAAGUGAGGCCUUCUACCAAGCUCAUAACUGCAAAAGCCAAGAUGUCAGGUUGCUGCUUAACUCUCAAAAGGAACCUAGUUUGUUCAGGAAAGUGAACCUAUUUCCUUCUGAGAAGCAUGAAGCUACAUUCAAGUUCAGAUGAGUUAUAUUUCCUUUGGUCUAAAGAGAAAAACAAGUCUGGAUGCCAAGUUUGUGUCAAAUACCACCCCAAAAUUUUCUACGGGGUGCCAUCAAAGUAAGAUGCUGUAACAGUAAAAAUCACAUUAAUAUCUAGGUAAUAGCAAUAAAGAUUUGAAAGCUGUCUUCUAACUUCAUUUUUCGCUUGUCCUAGAAGCUAUUUGCAGAUAGUUGUUUUUUGCAUUCAAGACAAGACCCAACAUCUAACUUGAGAACAGAGAGGGAUGAGUCAUAUCUUUAAGGCCCAAGACAAAUUAGGUUGCGGGGACACAGUAGCAGUUUGCUAUGGAACCUAAAUACAACAUCACCAUGGUGCUAAUGAACUAGUGCUGAGAGAGCCAACUCUGCCAUCUGAUGAGAGGAGCUCUUUCCCAUUAGCUCUUGAGGAAAGCAACACAAAGUUUUGUUCUCGCUAUUCUAUUUAGCCUCAUUAAAUAUGUAGCAGGAUAUGUGAAAUCUAAGAAGCCCAUUAAUAUAAAAUAUUUAAAUUUCAACUUAAGGAUUAGAGAAAUUAGUGGGAAAUGGACUUGAGGGGGGAAAGCAGGGCAGUAAAUUCAUGCUUGCCAUUUCAAUGGAAAUCGCAUGUAAACAGCAUUCUAGGAUUGCAACUUAAGAUCUCCUUACCCACAAACUGGAAAUAAAACAGAGAAAAGGGACUGAAAUUAAAACAGGAAAAAGGAUUGCCACUUAACUGACCUGUUUGUUACUAAUACAGUUCCCAAAAUGGACCGCAAGUGGGCGCUACUGGUCUGAUCACACUGUCCUGGGUUUUCAACUCUGCCUGUAUUGUUACAGGCAUUUUAUAAAGCAGACCUACAUAUUCCAGAUCUUGGAAUAGAUGAGAACAUACCAGCAGUAAUAGGAGAGUUUUCAUUUAAAUACUUACUUUCAUUAAUUUAUAGCUGCUAUUAUUAUUAUUAUUUUGUUUAUUCAGCUUUGUGAAACUCCUGUGUAAUUUUUAUGGCUAUUUUAAAUUAUUGGUAUUUAUGUGGCUAUUAAACUAGGCAGUUUUUCUUAGAUUGCUGUUAGUGAUUGAGGGGCUACAACAUGUAAAAUAAAUGUAAUAUUAAGAACAUUAGCUGUCAGAGGGACUCUUUAAAAGGGAACUUAAAAGCUAAUUCCUACCAAAGGGGGCACUUCAACAGCUAUUCCGAACAUCGAGAGUAGACUUUCCAUUCCAGCUCCCAUAACACAGCAUAUAGGCAAUUUAAUAGGUAGAAAUAUCAGACUAUUAUUUGUUACAAAAUCCUUGUCAGUGAAGGAAUAGUUCUAAAUUUAUGAACUGGAAGUGAUGUUUACAUUUGGAAAUAUGUGGGAAAAUAAAAUGAACUAUAUUUU
Molecule: messenger RNA, 19193 nt
Organism: Podarcis lilfordi (Lilford's wall lizard)
Lineage: Eukaryota; Metazoa; Chordata; Lepidosauria; Squamata; Lacertidae
Source: the annotation of a GenBank genome assembly